AUGAGUAACCGAGUCCCGAGUCACACGCGUUUCUUGGUUGACAUUGGUGCGCAGCUAAGUGUCAUUGCGCCUACACCAGCUGAUCGUCCGUGCCCCAAAGCCGGCCUUUUCCUUCAGGCCGUCAACACAUCGCCCAUCACCACCUUCAGAACUUGCUCCCUCUUUUGGGACAUCGACCUCCGGCAUCUUUUCCUUUGGGUCUUAGUCGUUGCUGACAUCCCCUGUGCGUUUCUCAGCGCAGACUUCCUCGCCGCUUUCGAUCUUUUGGUCGACUGCCGUCAGUCCCGUUUACACGACAAGACCACCAACCUCACCGUCUGGGGCAUCUCUUCUUCUGACGCUUCCCGUCAACUCGCCGUCCUGGACCCUGAACCCGAGAAUCCACUUCGGCAACUUCCUGCCAAGCACCCCGGCCUCACUCAUCUCAACUUCAGCACUACUAUUCCACCACAAGUUCACCACAUCCAGACCACUGGCCCUCCCAUGUUUCCUCGGCCUCGCCGUCUCGUGCCUGCACGUCUUGCUGCCGCCAAGGCCGAGUUCGAGCACAUGCUUCAGAUGGGCAUCAUCCGUCAGUCCGAAAGUCCACGGGCUUCGCUCCUCCACGUGAUCCCAAAGGCCGCCACUGGUGACUGCCGCCCCCACGGUGAUAACAGGGCCCUGAACAACAUUGCUGUCCCGGACAGCUGUCCUGUCCCGCAUCUUCAGGAUUUCACCGGUGCCCUAUUCAGCAAGUCUGUAUUCUCAAAGACUGACCUGGUCCGUGCUUUCCACUAAACUUUCAUCGCCCCAAGGGACGCUAUGAUGACGGCCUUCAUCACUGCCUUUGGCCUCCGAGUUCCUGCACAUGCGGUUUGGACUUCGUUACGCCUCUCAGACCUUUCAGAGGUUUGUAGACAGAAUGCUUCGCGACCUAUCACCUGCCUACGCCUAUAUCGAUGACCUUUGCUAGUUAGCUCCACCGCCGAAGGGCACAUGGAGCAUCUUACAACGGUGUUUGACCGCCUGCAACAAUUUGGUGUUGUUCUCAACCCGUCAGAGUGCGUUUCGGUGUGCCCUCAGAAUUUAUCGGAUAUCUGGUUGAGUCCAAAGAUAUCCAUCCUCUUCAAUUGAAGGUUGCGGCCAUUCCCUCCUCCCUCCUCCAAACGUCAGCUGCAGCGAUGUUUAAGCAUGGUGAAUCUCUACAGCCGGUCACUCCCGCACUGCGCCGACACCAUCCUGAAGCUCACGAGCCUCCUCCCGGGCGCCAAAGGUGUGUUGGAGCUAUCUGCAGACGCUCUCGCUGCUUUUGAGAACGUGGAGGUUGCCCUGGCCUAUGCCACCCUCCUGACGCAUUUUCCUCUCGAUGCUCCCACCUCCCUCAUGGCUGACGUCUCCACUGUUGUAGAAGGCACGGUUCUCCAACAGCACUUGCAGAUCACACCCAACUCUUAG
Molecule: messenger RNA, 1434 nt
Organism: Spirometra erinaceieuropaei
Lineage: Eukaryota; Metazoa; Platyhelminthes; Cestoda; Diphyllobothriidea; Diphyllobothriidae
Source: the annotation of a GenBank genome assembly